Cloeon dipterum is the source of this 3042-nucleotide messenger RNA. It is a transcript of the gene Invadolysin, whose product is annotated as leishmanolysin-like peptidase, invadolysin. The record is from RefSeq and is a predicted model, not a curated record. NCBI's taxonomy places the organism in Eukaryota, Metazoa, Arthropoda, Insecta, Ephemeroptera, Baetidae. Gene Ontology annotation, biological process: proteolysis; cell adhesion. Bases 272 to 2263 code for a protein of 663 amino acids. Gene Ontology annotation, molecular function: metalloendopeptidase activity. Gene Ontology annotation, cellular component: cytoplasm; membrane. The transcript is spliced from 13 exons.
CCGCGGCUCUCCUUCUCCCGCAGGUACAACAUAGCUGUGAAUGUGAACGCAAGGAAGGAGGGCGGGGAGUGCGAACGGUCCGUGACACCCGCAGCUGAUUUGAUUGUCCUCGUCUCGUUUGACGCGUUUAUCUCGGAGAGCAGUAGUAGCAAUAUUUAGGUGUUUUCCUACAGAAGUGUGCCGCCUCUCUGCCAAGGACACUUAGCCUCCAGCUAAAAAAUUCGGAUCUUUUUAACCGUGCCGGUUGUGCGAGAAUUUCUGUAGGCCGAAGAUGACUGUCAAAGUCAAGUGGAAAGUGUCGGCGAGCAUUUUCGUACUCCAGAUCUACUUGUUCGGCACUGUGUUCGGCAUUUUCGAGCACAGAACAUGCAGUCAUAUUCCUCCCACAGAAGACCAGGUUAUCAGAGGAGUUUAUUUAGAGGAUGAACACGUUAUCCGAAAGAGAGAUCUCGACCAUCCGUUAAAAAUGCUUUUAUAUUACGACGAGAGUGUUUACAGAUUGCCUCGAGAGAAAUUCGAGCUUAUUAAUAAUACAAUUUUGCCAGAGGCUGUUCACUUUUGGGAGCGAGCGCUGAUGGUCAGGAAAACAGCCAAUGUGAUCAGACUGAACAGGAAAUGCGUGAAUAACCAAGUAUUCUUCAGAAAAGGUGAAUCUCAUGUUUAUUGCAAGAACGCGUGCGAGGAAAAGACGAUGUGCGGUGAGGUGCAAGUGCCAGAGUCGCACCUGGAUGUGUGCCGGGUGUGUAAUGCGACCGGCCAGCAAUGCGCGCCGGUGACCGGCGCGGUCGCCGGCGCUGGCAUCACCAACGCAGACUUUGUCUUCUACAUCUCAGCCAUGGAGACCGACCGGUGCCACAAAGGCAUGACCGUUGCUUACGCGGCGCACUGCCAACAGGAGUCGUCUCUUGACAGACCGAUCGCCGGCCACGCGAACUUGUGCCCUGGCACUAUCAGCACCAAGCCGCAGGAGCUGGAAAUUUUGCUUUCAACCGUGAAGCACGAAAUCCUUCACGCGCUGGGCUUCUCGAGCAGCUUGUAUGCCUUCUACAGAGAUUCUGAGGGAAAUCCGUUGACACCUAGGAUUGACAACGGAAAGCCGCAGCUCAACGAAAAAUUGCAAACAAGGCAGUGGAGCAACAAAGUUAUCAAGACUGUGACAAGGACUGACUGGAAAAUUCAUGGCGGGAACAUCACUCGUACGGCGCAGAUGAUAGUCCUGCCUCGGGUCGUGGAGGAGGUGCAGAGGCACUUUGGGUGUGACAGCCUUGAAGGCGCAGAGCUUGAGGACCAGGGCGAAGACGGCACUGCCACUACGCAUUGGGAGAAAAGAGUUUUUGAGAACGAAGCAAUGACGGGAACUCAUACUCAGAAUCCUGUUUACUCGCGAAUAACGCUGGCACUUAUGGAGGACACUGGCUGGUACAGAGCUAAUUACUCGAUGGCUGAGCCGCUCGCCUGGGGCAAAGGCCUUGGCUGCGACUUUGCAAAGAAGUCCUGUAAAGCGUGGAUGGACAGCAGGGAAGAUCUUGGGUUGUCGAUCCAUCCUUUCUGCAACAGAGUAAAGAAGGAUCCUCUGGAAACCGAGUGCACCGACGACAGAAGCUCAGUGGCCUUGUGCAACUUGGUGGAGCACAGUGGCUUUUUACCAACUAAAUACCAGAAUUUUGACCACAUUCCCCACAUUGAGCCUGGAUCAGAAGGUAAAUACGGAGGUUCGGUGGCGUUAGCCGACUACUGCCCCUACAUUCAAGAAUUCUCCUGGCGCGCCAAGAACGUCGUUGUGAGAGGGUCGCACUGCCACUUCGAUGAGAAUAACCCGCAGGUGGAGAAGAACUUUGCGCUUGAGAGCUACGGCGAGGGCUCUCGGUGUUUCGACCACACCGGCUCGAUGUGGGAGGAACGCACCUGCCGGCAGGUGCGUCUUUGGCAGCAUUGGGGCUCUGGCUGCUACAAGUACAACUGCCACGGCGGCCGAAUCAACGUACUGGUCGCCAACUACACGUUCACCUGCUACCAAAAGGGUCAGCAGAUUCCCAUCAAAAUCUUGGCUGACGACUGGCUGCACGCAGGGGCUCUCCUUUGCCCCAGUUGCGAAGAGCUGUGCGAGGACGAAUUGCGUCAAAACGGAGCCACGUGCAAGCCGCCGACGAGACCACCGGCAAGCUACAAAGUGCAGCAGGACGAGCUCACGUGCGGAGCCAUCCAAGCAAAAUCACUCAUCUUACUGCUCCUUGCGUCUGUGCUGGCUGUCAAACUCACUUGAGUAUAAAAAUGAUCCAAAAUGUUGUGCUCAAACGCCUUGAUGGCGUCAUCAACUUCCUACGCGCUGCUAGCUUGAUUUUGCACUCAAUCGGAAGCAGCAAUUUAUUUCAAGGUUAAUCGCAAACGAUGAUAAGGCCGUGAAUUGAUUUCAGCGUGAUCUCUACUAAUCAAGUUUCAUUUAUGUGAUGGUUUGUAUUAUAUAUCUGUAUUAUAUUUUAUUCAUGUGUUUUGAAGAUAUGUAAGUGAAGAUUGCAAACGAAGCUUUUACAAUGAGUUUUUAACCAAUAUCAGGGACCGAGACACUCUUGUUGAAAAGCCUAAUAACUGUAAGACCACAAUGUCGUUACUUCUUGAUAUCAUUGAAAGAUGACAACUUUUGUUUGUUAACUCACCAUUAUUUUACCUCUAAAUCUGCAGCUGAAUAAGAGAAAAUAUGUGUAGGUGAAAUAUUGAAUUUAAAAUUGAAGCGAAGAUAAAAAAAACUCAAUUUUCGCUUGCUUUUUAUAAAGAUUGUUUGAUUUUCAAUCUUAUUAUGAAAAACGUGUAGCUCAAACUCAAGGAAAAUCCAGUUUUUAAAAUAGAAAACAAUUCCGUUUAUCAAUUAUAUAUUUUUCCAUUAAUACAAUUACUGUAAUUUGUCCAUAAUAUCAUAUUGUUUCCUGGUGUUUUGUUAAACUAUAUGAGGACAAAUCCAUUCCCCACUUCAUAGUUGUUUAAAUAAACUCUCAGUCACUCCGUUAAUCAAUAAUUUAUUAUUAAAAAAGUUACUUCGUUAAAAGC